UUUAAAGGGUGGCCAUUCUGAUGUUUAUCAGGCGAACGGGCGGACGAAGUAUUUUUUGAUAUAUCUGCGCGAAUAAUUCGAAACUUUUACUUUGCAUUUAAUCAAGUACACUGGAUUGCACGUAUCAGGAACGAAAGUUAACCUGUCGACAAACGGAUGUGAUGAUUCGGAAUCAUAAUUAUUCGAAAAGUUGUCACUAGAAGAAAACAGAAUGUCCGGGAUAGUUCAGUACGUGGUGGUGCGGGGAGAUCUUUCAAGGACGAUGAAGUGGCCAUUGGGCGCCGUCGUCGCCCAGGCGUGUCACGCAUGCACCGCCGUUAUACAUCUCUUUUACGAUGACGCCCACACGCAGACGUACCUCGCCGAUUUAGACAAUAUGCACAAGGUCGUCCUCGAAGCCGCUGAUGAAGCCGAUCUGGAGAGGCUGUGUUCGAAAUUGAAGGAGAACGACAUUCAACACAAGCUGUGGAUAGAACAGCCCGAGAACAUCGCGACGUGUUUGGUGACGAAACCCUACCCCAAGGAUGAGGUGCAAUCGUAUUUCAAGAGGUACAAACUGCUUAAAUUGUGACAGCGAAAUGGUACAUAAUAAACGCCGCUACGAUAAAGAAUGUCUCAGGUUACUUUCCACGUUACAUCGAAUCGAAGGUAAUCCUCUCAGAACUAUUUUUGAAACAAUUAUCUUAUUUGUUAUCUGUCAUCUAAAGAAAAGAUCCUGGAAAACUUUGAAGUAUAAUCAAACACGUUAGAUUAGAUUAAAUUGUGUAACUAUAAAGAAGAUAUUUCUAACGGAAAAAUCUGCCAAUUCUGAGAAAUUUAAUAACGCUUGUAUAAACUAAAUACACAUUUCUUCAAAAGGAAACGCGAAUAAUGUUUGUAUUUCACGCUGUUUGAACGGAAGAUCAAUGUGUCGAAGGUAAAUCGGCACACGUCUGUCUGACCGUCGAUAUUGCAACAGGGUAUACUUCGGCCCUCUUUUUUCUUCGUUUUUUUUUCUUUUUCUUUUUUACGAACGACAUCGUUUUGACGCACGGAAAAUAUUUGCGUGUCGGGAAUGGACUACAAACGCUCGAAAGAGAGAGAUAAAAGGAAAGAACAGAGCUCGACACGGCAGACUGAUAUUUCUGACAUUGAGAAAGAUAUAUCUACACUUUAUCUACUGAUUUAUUUCACGAUACCUCGCAA
Messenger RNA from Camponotus floridanus (Florida carpenter ant), 1185 nucleotides. RefSeq names its product putative peptidyl-tRNA hydrolase PTRHD1. The record is from RefSeq and is a predicted model, not a curated record. Gene Ontology annotation, molecular function: peptidyl-tRNA hydrolase activity. Bases 212 to 571 code for a protein of 119 amino acids. The transcript has 4 exons. Lineage: Eukaryota; Metazoa; Arthropoda; Insecta; Hymenoptera; Formicidae.